Molecule: messenger RNA, 810 nt
Organism: Athene cunicularia (burrowing owl)
Lineage: Eukaryota; Metazoa; Chordata; Aves; Strigiformes; Strigidae
Gene: RHBDL1
Product: rhomboid like 1
Exons: 7
Coding region: 1-810 (269 amino acids)
Cellular component (GO): membrane
Molecular function (GO): serine-type endopeptidase activity
Source: RefSeq, a predicted model, not a curated record
AUGCAGCUGGACCCCGAAAACACUGGAUUCAUCGGGGUGGAGACAUUCGCCAGCCUCGUGCACAGCCAUGAGCUGCCCCUGGACCCUGCCAAGCUGGACAUGCUGGUGGCCCUGGCACAGGGCAACGACGAGGGGCAGGUCUGCUAUCAGGAGCUGGUAGACCUGAUCAGCAGCAAGCGCUCAAGCAGCUUCAAACGUGCCAUUGCCAACGGGCAGCGAGCCCUGCCCCGCGAUGUGCUGCUCGAUGAGACCGGCCUGGGCUUCUACAAGCGCUUCGUCCGCUAUGUGGCCUACGAGAUCCUGCCCUGCGAGAUGGACCGGCGCUGGUACUUCUACCAGCACCGCACGUGUCCUCCCCCCGUCUUCAUGGCAGCCGUCACCCUCACCCAGAUCAUCGUGUUCCUCUGCUACGGGGCCCGGCUGAACAAGUGGGUGCUGCAGACCUACCACCCCGAGUACAUGAAGAGCCCCCUCGUCUACCACCCCGGGCACCGGGCACGCGCCUGGCGCUUCCUCACCUACAUGUUCAUGCACGUGGGGCUGGAGCAGUUGGGGUUCAACGCUCUCCUGCAGCUGAUGAUUGGGGUGCCCCUGGAGAUGGUGCACGGCAUCCUGCGCAUCAGUUUCCUCUACCUGGCCGGCGUCCUGGCAGGCUCCCUCACCGUCUCCAUCACGGACAUGCGGGCCCCCCUGGUCGGGGGAUCAGGGGGUGUCUACGCUCUCUGCUCGGCCCACCUUGCCAACGUCGUCAUGACCACCCUCUCCGGGCCUGGACACGCCCCUGGGCAUGGAUCCCCUCGCUGGGCUUGA